AUGGCGACCUACAUGCAGCUGAGCACCACAGCCAAGAUGCCCCUCGUGGGGCUGGGCACCUGGAAGUCCUCAGCUGGGAAAGUAACAGCUGCAGUGAUGGCUGCCAUCGAUGCUGGGUACCGUCACUUUGAUUGUGCCUACGUGUACCAGAAUGAGAGUGAAGUUGGGGAAGGGAUCCAGCAGAAAAUCAAGGAAGGCGUUGUGAAACGAGAAGACCUCUUCAUCGUCAGUAAGCUGUGGUGCACGUUUCAUGACAAGCCUCUGGUGAAGGGAGCCUGCCAGAAGACUCUUGCUGACCUGAAACUGGAUUACCUGGAUCUCUACCUCAUGCACUGGCCUCUUGGGUUCAAGCCAGGAGACGAGCUCUUUCCCAAAGAUGACAAAGGCAUGUCUAUACCUAGCAACACUGAUAUUCUACAGACGUGGGAGGCCAUGGAAGUGCUGGUGGAUGCUGGUCUGGUAAAAGCCAUUGGUAUCUCCAACUUUAACUGUGAGCAGAUUGAAAGAAUCCUGAACAAACCAGGGCUGAAGUACAAGCCUGCAAAUAACCAGAUCGAAUGUCAUCCAUACCUCACCCAGGAGAAGCUGAUCAAGUACUGUCAAUCCAAAGGGAUUGCUGUGACAGCAUACUGUCCCCUUGGCUCUCCUGACAGACCAUGGGCUAAGCCAGGGGAUCCCUCCCUUCUGGAUGACCCCAAAAUCAAAGAGAUUGCAGCCAAGCACAACAAAACCCCAGCACAGGUUCUCCUUCGCUUCCAGAUCCAGAGAAAUGUGAUUGCGAUUCCCAAGUCUGUCACACCACAGCACAUUGUGGAGAACCUCAAGGUGUUUGACUUUGAAUUGACUGAAGAAGAGAUGGCAACCCUUCUCAGCUUUAAUAGAAACUGGAGGAUCUGUGCAAUGAGCAUUUCCAAAACUCACAAGGAGUACCCUUUCCACGCAGAAUACUGA
Molecule: messenger RNA, 951 nt
Organism: Gymnogyps californianus (California condor)
Lineage: Eukaryota; Metazoa; Chordata; Aves; Accipitriformes; Cathartidae
Product: aldo-keto reductase family 1 member B1-like
Exons: 10
Coding region: 1-951 (316 amino acids)
Cellular component (GO): cytosol
Molecular function (GO): aldose reductase (NADPH) activity
Source: RefSeq, a predicted model, not a curated record